This is a messenger RNA of Theobroma cacao (cacao), 1563 nucleotides long. Its product is annotated as 3,9-dihydroxypterocarpan 6A-monooxygenase-like. Lineage: Eukaryota; Viridiplantae; Streptophyta; Magnoliopsida; Malvales; Malvaceae. Gene Ontology annotation, molecular function: iron ion binding; heme binding; monooxygenase activity. The record is from RefSeq and is a predicted model, not a curated record.
AUGUCUGAUUUAGGAGAUCAUGCUAUACUUGUCACUGUAUGCCUAGCAACCAUCGUUUUGUUCUUAGCCAUCUUUGCAAAGACCCGUGCAAAGGGUCGACGACCACCGAGCCCUCCAGCCCUACCAAUCAUUGGACAUCUCCACCUUCUUCGCCCUAUACCUCACCAAGGUCUUCACAAGAUCUCCACCCGCUAUGGACCAAUAGUAUCCUUCUACCUUGGCUCAAAACAUUGCGUCCUUGUUUCCACCCCGGACAUAGCAGAAGAAUUCCUGAAAACUAAUGAAGCUUCUUACUUAGACCGCCCUAAAAUGGCCAACUUCGAUUACCUUACCUACGGCACAUCCGAUUUUUCCACGGCACCUUAUGGACCACGUUGGAAGUUGAUGAAGAAGCUUUGCAUGUCCGAACUUCUGGGGCCCCGGACACUGGAGAAGCUCCUUCCAAUUAGGCGUGAAGAGAUAAGGUCCUUCCUGAAAAUGACCAAAAAGAAAGCUGAAAAAGGAGAGCCUAUUGAUGUUGUAGCGGAACUUAUGACCUUGACAAAUAACACAAUAUCCAGAAUGAUGGUCAGCUAUCGAUGUUCUGGUGAUGAGAACAAAGCUGACGAAAUAAGGAAGAUGAUGAGAGAGAUGAACGGGCUAGGCACAAAGUUCAAUUUGGCAGAUGUUAUUUGGUUUUGUAAGAACUUGGACUUGCAGGGUUUCAGGAAAAGACUAGUAGAAGUUCGCGACCGUUAUGAUACUAUGAUGGAGAGGAUCAUAAAAGAGCAUGAAGAAGAGAGGAGGAAGAGGAAAGAAAUGGGGAACGAAAGUGAUACAGUGAAAGACUUACUUGAUAUUUUGCUUGAUAUUUAUGAAGACGAGAGCGCAGAGGUCAGAUUGACCAGGGAAAACAUAAAGGCCUUCAUUUUGAAUUUAUUUGGGGCUGGCACAGACACAUCUUCCACAACUAUGGGAUGGGGACUGGCAGAGCUAAUCAACAACCCAAAUGUUAUGGAGAAAGCAAGACAAGAGAUUGAUUCUGUGGUUGGAAAGAAGAGAAUAUUAGAGGAAUCAGAUGUUGCCAACCUGCCUUACCUCCAAGCAGUAGUAAAAGAAACACUUAGGCUUCAUCCAAGUGGCCCAUUCAUUGUAAGAGAGUCAACUAAAGCCUGUGUUAUUGCUGGUUAUGAAAUCCCAGCAGAUACCCGUCUCUAUGUUAAUGUAUGGUCACUUGGAAGGAACACAAAGCAGUGGAAAAACCACCUAGAGUUCAGGCCAGAGAGGUUUCUUAACAGCGAAGAGUGGCAAGGGAAGAGCCAGUGGUUGGAUGUUAUGGGACAGGAUUUUAAUCUUUUGCCAUUUGGGAGUGGAAGAAGAAGCUGUCCUGGAGCUUCACUAGCACUAAGCAUUGUCUCAACUGUCCUUGGUUGUAUGAUACAGUGCUUUGAAUGGAAGCUAGGGAAUGGAGGAAAUGGUAGAGCUGACAUGGAAGAGACGGAUGGAAUGACUCUUCUUAGGGCUAAUGACUUGCUUUGUUUCCCUGUGGCCAGUCUCAGUCCAUUUCCAUCUGUUGAAGAAUAA